CGCAGCCUGAGGGGCUGAAAGCAGAGCGAAGAGCCCGAGCCGACCCAAAAGCACGCGACUCCCGUCUCCAGGUGGGACCGAGCGCCGGCCCGUCGCCAGCCCCAUGCUGCAGGAAGCACCGAGCCCGCUGGGAGCUGUAGUUUGAGUGGACGCCGAGCGAGCGACCCAAAAUGUGAGCUCGGCGCAGCUGCCGCUCCUCCUGGCAGGCGCAGCGGUGCCGGCGGUUCUGUGCAGAGAACAUCUAGCAUGCUCCUCCGGCCGGGCCGCUCAGCUGGCGCCAGCAGCAGCCGUUCGAUCCCAGGGACGCCGGGCUGACCUCGCACCAACCGGGCAUCGCAUCUGCAGAGCAGAAGCCGGGGCUGGCUUUGGACACCUCUUCCUCUGCCUGCAUACUUAAGAAGAGUCAGUGCUGGGCCCUAAGUGCAGCUCAGCCCAACUCAGCUGAUGUGUAUGAAUUUCUGCUGUGUUAAAGCUGGGCCAGAACCAGUUUCAAGGCAGCUGAACGAAGAACCGACCUUCCUUUCUCCAGUGUGUCGGGAUCUUUGCAGCAGCCCAUGCCGCAGCGCCUCGCCCGUUCCACCCGAGCUGCCCGCGCCGCUGGCUUGGACCUAACCUAGGCUAAACCUCCGCGUGGCCUGGGUAGGGGGCAGCCAUGGGGAGCUCUGCCUCAUCGCUGGCCGCAGAGACCGAGUCGGACCAUGGCUUCACUAGCCCACCCUACCCGGGGCACCCAGCCGUGGGCUGGUAUAGGAGUAGUCACAGUGGUCCUGUUUGGGAAAGCGCCCUUAUAACGCGGCAGCAUCAGCACUUACACCACCGGGUGCGAAGCAACUCCCACUCUCCCGGCUCCAUGGCUGCUGUGCGCGAGUGGUCCUGCACCCGCUGCACCUUCCUGAACCCCGUCGGCCAGCGGCAGUGUUCCAUAUGCGAAGCCCCUCGUCAGAAGCCGGACCUCAACCACAUCCUGCGGCUGAGCGUGGAGGAGCAGAAAUGGGCCUGUGCCCGCUGCACCUUCAGGAACUUUCUGGGCAAAGAAACCUGCGAGGUAUGCGGCUUCACGCCGGAGCCGGGGCCCAGCGGCUCCCCCUUGCCUGUCAUCAAUGGCAUCUUGCCCAAGCCCACCGUGCUUGCGGAGCCCAAGGGCACGUCCCGGGAGGAGGCCGCCAAGGUGGAAAGCAGCAGCGAGGAUUCGGAGGGGAAGAGCCCUGAUGAAGCCGAGCUGGAGAGCGGUUGGGCUUGCCAGCGCUGCACGCUGCACAACACGCCGGUGGCCAACUCCUGCUCGGCCUGUGGUGGGCCACGCAAGCUCUCCCUGCCCAAGAUCCCACCAGAGGCGCUGGUCGUCCCUGAAGUCAUCACCCCUGCGGGCUUUCACAUGGCCCCCUCCACCCCGCAGCCUUUGGUCCCUGCAGAGGUCUCUGAUGGUGACGCCGUGGCCGCCCAGGGCCCCGUGGCUAUGGAACAAGAGGCCCAGAAGAUGCCAGCCUUCAGUCCCUUCUCCCCGGGGCUCCAGAACAACCCCGUGCCCCGAAGCCGCCGCGAGGUGCCCCCGCAGCUGCAGAUGCCGGGGCCCGAAGCGCCGCAGCCCGGGGCUCAGAGCGCGGCGGGGCAGAAGGGCUCCCCGCAGGGUCAGGCCCGGGCCGCCCCGGCUGCCCGCUUCCAGGAGCUGCUGUCCAACAAGCGGCUGAGCGUGCUGGAGGAGGAGAUGGAGGUCAGCCCGUCCCACUGGAAGUGCAGCACCUGCUCCCUGCUCAACUCCUCCGGCGCCAGCAAAUGCGAGGCCUGCAGCACGCAGAAAGGCAGCGACACCAUCAAUGUGGUGGGCGACUUGGUGAGGUUCACCCCCUGCAGCCCCUCCAGCCCCGACUUCACCACCUGGUCCUGUUCCAAGUGCACCCUCAAGAACCCCACCGUGGCCCAGAAGUGCAAAGCCUGCGGCUCCUCCAAGCUGCACGGCUUCCAGGAGCACGGCACGCAGGGCGAGCCGUCCCCCCGCUGCCCCGACUGCGGGGCGUGCGACAAGGCCGGCUGCUCCUCCUGCGGCACCAAGGCCCCCUCCGCCCGCAAGGUCGCCCGCCUCUUCCCGUCCCCGCUGCCCGGAGGAGCCCAGGACAGGCCGGGCCAGUGGGCUUGUCCCGCCUGCACCCUGCUCAACGAGCUGAAGGCCAAGCACUGCGCCGCCUGCCACACCCCGCAGCAGUACGUGGCCCAGCGCAAGGGCCUCAAGGCCCUCAAGCGGAGGGAGAGCAUGCACGUGGAGAAGAGGAGGCAGACGGACGAAGGAGAGGCCAAGGCCCUGUGGGAAAACAUCGUCACCUUCUGCAGGGAGAACAAAGUCAAUUUUGUAGAUGACAGUUUCCACCCUGGGCCCAAGUCUGUGGGAUUCCCGGAAGGUGACAGCGUGCAGCAGCGGGUGAAGCAGUGGCUGCGACCCCACGAAAUCAACUGCAGCAUCUUCAAAGACCGAUUGUUGAAGUGGUCGGUGUUCCGGACGCCCAGGUCCUCAGAUAUCCUCCAGGGACUGCUGGGAAACUGCUGGUUCCUGAGCGCCCUGGCCGUGCUGGCCGAGCGGCCGGAGCUGGUGGAGAGGGUGAUGAUCACGCGGACGCUGUGCCCCGAGGGCGCCUACCAGGUGCGGCUGUGCAAGGACGGCACGUGGACCACGGUGCUGGUGGACGACAUGCUGCCCUGCGACGAGUGCGGCUACCUCCUCUUCUCACAGGCCCAGAGGAAGCAGCUGUGGGUCGCCCUCAUUGAGAAGGCUCUGGCCAAGCUUCAUGGUUCGUACUUUGCCCUCCAGGCGGGGCGUGCUAUCGAAGGCCUGGCUACACUAACGGGUGCCCCCUGCGAGAGCCUGAUGCUGCAGGUCAGCUCCACUAACCCCCGCGAGGAGCCCAUUGACACUGACCUCAUCUGGGCCAAAAUGCUGAGUUCUAAGGAGGCUGGGUUCCUCAUGGGCGCGUCCUGCGGCGGGGGCAACAUGAAAGUGGACGACGUGGCCUAUGAGAGCAUGGGUCUCCGGCCGCGGCAUGCCUACUCCAUCCUGGACCUGCGGGAUGUCCAAGGCUUCAGACUACUGCGGCUCCGAAACCCCUGGGGCCGCUUCUCCUGGAACGGCAGCUGGUCCGACGAGUGGCCCCACUGGCCUGCUCCCCUCCGACAUGACCUGAUGCCCCACGACAACAGCGAGGGGGUCUUCUGGAUGGAGUACAGCGAUUUCAUUAAGUAUUUUGACUCCGUGGAUAUCUGCAAGCUCCAUUCAGACUGGCACGAGGUGCGUGUGCAGGGCAUGUUCCCCAACAAGGCCAACGGGCCAGUGACGGUGACAUCGCUGACGGUGUUGGAGCGUGCCACCCUGGAGUUUGCCCUCUUCCAGGAGGGCAGCAGGCGGUCGGACACGGUGGACAGCCACUUGCUGGAUCUGUGCAUCAUGGUUUUCCGGGCCACCUUCACCAGUGGCAACAAGCUGAGCCUGGGCCGGCUGAUGGCUCACAGCAAGCGGGCCGUCAAGAAGUUCGUCAACUGCGACGUCAUGCUGGAGCCGGGCGAGUACGCCGUCGUGUGCUGUGCCUUCAACCACUGGAGCACCAUGCUGGCCGGCCCCGCCGCCGCCCAGGCAUCCAGUCCCACCAGCAGCCGGCCGGCCACCGAUUACUCCAGCUAUAUCCUGGCCAUCUACAGCUCGCGCCAGGUGAUGGUGGAGCAGAUGGAGGCGCAGCCCACCACGCUGGCAGACGCCAUCAUCCUGCUGACCGAGAACAAGGGCGAGCGCCACGAGGGCCGCGAGGGGAUGACGUGCUACUACUUGACGCACGGCUGGGCAGGGCUCAUCGUGGUGGUGGAGAACCGGCACCCCAAAUCCUACCUGCACGUCCAGUGCGACUGCACCGACAGCUUCAACGUCGUCUCUACACGCGGCAGCCUCAAAACGCAGGACAGCGUCCCUCCCCUGCACAGGUCCGGGGCAGGUACUGGUGAUCCUCUCCCAGCUGGAGGGUAACGCCGGCUUCUCCAUCACCCACCGCCUGGCGCACCGCAAAGCCACCCAGGCCUUCCUCAACGACUGGAUGUCGACGAAAGGCACCCACAACCCGCUGCUCACACCCGAGGUCGCUGGGCUCCACGGGCCCCGGCCCCUAUGACGAAGCGCUGCCCCCUCCCUGCUCCUCUCCCCUGUGAUUUUCACCCAGCCUCUGGCCUGGGGCUGCCCCCGAGCUGUCGGCGCUGAGCCGCGGGGCAGAGCCUGAGCAUCACACCGAGCACUUUGCCCUGCGCCGCGGGGCUGGGGCGAGCUCUCAGGGCCAGGACCAGCUCUGCCGGCCGUCCCCACGGCACUUUACGAGGAGCAGCUGGGGGCACGGGGCCAUCUCAGGAUCCCACCUGCCCCACACCCCGCUGGGGCCGGUGCCCUCGGCCAGCCCUGGGCACGCAGCGUGGCGGUGGGGGGCUGCAGGAGAGGGGGGGGGCUGGAGGUUGCUGUCAUUGCCCUUCCCAGGCACCACGCUCAGGACUCUGCCCCCUCCUGCGGUGCCAGGGCCCUGGCGCUGCAAAAACAAACAAAAAGAAAAUAC
This is a messenger RNA of Oxyura jamaicensis (ruddy duck), 4571 nucleotides long. RefSeq names its product calpain 15 (gene CAPN15). Lineage: Eukaryota; Metazoa; Chordata; Aves; Anseriformes; Anatidae. Gene Ontology annotation, cellular component: cytoplasm. The record is from RefSeq and is a predicted model, not a curated record. The transcript is spliced from 15 exons. Bases 653 to 4000 code for a protein of 1115 amino acids. Gene Ontology annotation, molecular function: calcium-dependent cysteine-type endopeptidase activity. Gene Ontology annotation, biological process: proteolysis.